Molecule: messenger RNA, 1341 nt
Organism: Lycium ferocissimum
Lineage: Eukaryota; Viridiplantae; Streptophyta; Magnoliopsida; Solanales; Solanaceae
Exons: 3
Coding region: 126-1079 (317 amino acids)
Molecular function (GO): hydrolase activity
Source: RefSeq, a predicted model, not a curated record
UUGUUAAGUAGCUAAUAGUUUAAAAUAAAGUUGUAAUCAUUCCAGAAAGCUUUAUAUAAAGUCAUACUCUGAAAAAGAUUGGGAAAGUAGCAAACCAGGGGAAGCGAAAAAAAAACACAGAGGAAAUGGAGAAAAUACAGCACAAAAAUGUAUCAGUUAAUGGCAUAAAAAUGCAUGUAGCAGAAAUUGGUGAAGGUCCAGCAGUUUUAUUCCUACAUGGUUUCCCUGAACUAUGGUAUUCAUGGAGGCACCAAAUGUUAUACCUUUCUAACAAAGGUUACAGAGCCAUUGCUCCUGAUCUUCGUGGCUAUGGUGACACUGAUUGUCCAACAGAUAUCAGUAGUUACACUGCUUUCCAUAUUGUUGGUGACUUAGUUGCUCUUUUGGAUGUUCUUGGUUUAGAGCAAGUGUUCUUAGUUGGACAUGAUUGGGGUGCUAUAAUUGCUUGGUAUUUCUGCUUGUUUCGUCCUGAUCGUAUCAAGGCUUUGGUUAAUCUGAGUGUUGCGUUCAAUCGUAGAAACCCUUUAAGGAAACCAGUGGAUAGCUUGAGAGAGUUGUUUGGUGAUGACUAUUAUAUGUGUAGAUUUCAGGAACCUGGGAAAGUGGAAGAGGAAUUUGCUUCUGCUGAUACUGCAAAACUCAUUAAAGGAUUUCUUUCUUCACGUAGUUUACGCCCACCUUGCGUUCCCAAAGAGAUAGGCUUUCAGGUCAUUGCGCAGUCACCAGAGACAUUACCCUCAUGGAUAACAGAGGAAGAUGUGCAUUAUUAUGCUGAGAAAUUAAAAAAAACAGGCUUCACUGGAGGAUUGAACUACUACCGGAAUCUGGACAGAAAUUGGGAGCUUACAGCACCAUUUAGUGGAUGCAAAAUUCAAGUUCCAACAAAGUUUGUGGUGGGUGACCUGGACCUGACGUACCACGUUCCUGGAACCAAGGAGUAUAUUCACAAUGGUGGUUUCAAGAAAGACGUUCCUAAUUUGGAGGAGGUUGUUGUAAUGGAGGGAGUAGCUCACUUCAUCAACCAAGAAAGGGCUGAUGAAAUAAGUGCCCACAUUUAUGAUUUUAUUCAGAGGUUUUAAUCAACCGAGGCCCUCUUUGUCUUCCAGGUUUCUGCAACUUCACCACUUGGAAUAAGCACAGUAUACACUGUUGUAAUGCUACCACUUGAAUGUAUCUACGAUUGAUACUGCAUUUUACCUUUCUAUAAAUUACUGGAGGGCUUAGGCAUAAUUUGAGGUGAACUUGUUGUCAUUGAAGUUUGUGACAAAAUAAGAUCCAAUCAGAUUUAUGUGCCUGAAAUUGAAAAUUUGAUUUAUGGAAAGAUGAUAUUUGCCACUUAAA